Neolamprologus brichardi is the source of this 2244-nucleotide messenger RNA. The record is from RefSeq and is a predicted model, not a curated record. Lineage: Eukaryota; Metazoa; Chordata; Actinopteri; Cichliformes; Cichlidae.
AUGCGCAAAGUCGUUGCUUUUAUUUUAUCAGUUUCUGUCGACCUUUCGUUGUUUUACGCGUCAGGAUUUGCGGUGUUUCACAGCGUCUUUGGACACUUUACGCGUCUCUGGCUCUCUGCGGCUCUCCGCUGGUUGGCUCAUAUCGGUGUCUCUCUUCUCACACUCGGGGACCCCAAAGCGCUGCUGAUUCGGUUUAUAACGGCUCACACUCUGCUCCCCGCGGUGUUUGAGACCGGGACCAACGCGCUUUACAGAGAGGAGAGCCAGUGCGGCCAGCUGGGAGAUGUGCGCUGCUGGCUGCUGUUCAGCGGAGCUUCGCUCGCUGCUGCGCUGUUUUGGGAGAUCACCAUCCCGGACACCGAGGAAGAGGUCGAAGGUAAAAAGAAGAAACAGAAGGCAAGAGUGCUUUUCAUGAGAGUCCUCCGGCUGUACAGACCCGACUAUCCCCUGCUGUUUGGAGGACUUGUGUUCCUGUCGCUGGCUGUUAUCUGUGAGAUGUUCAUCCCUUUCUACACUGGGAGAGUCAUUGACAUCCUUGGAAGUAAUUACCAGGAGAAUGACUUCCUGUCUGCGCUUAUUUUCAUGGGCCUUUACUCUCUGGGAAGUUCUGUCAGUGCUGGCUGCAGAGGGGGUCUCUUGACUUGUGCCAUACACUCCUUUACAUGCCGAAUCAAAGUUAUGCUGUUUGGGGCUUUGACCAAACAGGAAAUUGGAUUCUUUGAGACCAUAAAAACAGGUGAAAUCACAUCCAGGUUGUCCAAAGACACCACCCUGAUGGGAAGAACAGUGUGUCUGAAUGUCAACGUGUUGCUGAGGACAUUCAUCAAAACAAUGGGCAUGAUCUCUCUAAUGUUGAGCCUCUCGUGGAAGCUCACAUUUCUCGUACUGAUGGAGACUCCCAUCACCGGCCUCAUACAGAACAUCUAUGACACACAUUACCAGAGAUUGUCUUUGGCGAUGCAGGACUCAAUGGCUUUGGCAAAUGAAGCUGCAAAUGAGGUCGUGUCUGGUAUUCGCGUGGUACGGAGCUUUAACACAGAAAAACACGAAACCCGUCGCUAUGACAACUGCUUGAUGGACACACACAAGCUCAGCAUUCGACAGUCCACUGUCAGGGCUGUUUACCUGCUUGCACGGAGGCUGACAGGGCUGGUCAUGCAGGUCUUUGUGUUAUACUACGGUCGGCUUUUCAUUCAGAGAGGACAGAUGACCACAGGGAACCUCGUUUCCUUCAUCCUGUACCAGUCAAAUCUUGGAGACAACAUCAGGACGCUCACCUACAUCUUUGGUGACAUGCUGAACUCAGUGGGGGCUGCUGGGAAAGUGUUUGAAUACCUGGACCGAAAGGCUCUGGUCAGCACAGACGGAAAACUCCAACCUGAUCAGCUGAGAGGACACAUCAGCUUCAAGAGUCUCAACUUCUCCUAUCCUGCAAACCCCAACAAAACAGUGCUGCAGGACUUUUCCUUGGAGCUGAAGCCUGGUCAGAUGAUGGCACUGGUGGGUCCGUCUGGAGAAGGAAAAAGUACCUGUGUGAGUCUGCUGGAGCGUUUCUACGAGCCUCAGGAUGGAGAAAUACAGCUGGAUGGAAAACCACUAAAAUCCUAUGAUCACCAGUUCCUCCAUAAGAAGAUUGCUGUGGUGAACCAGGAGCCUGUGCUGUUCUCUGGCACUAUCAGACAAAACAUUGAAUACGGGCUUAAAGGAUGCUCUUUAGAUAAAAUCAAGGAAGCAGCAAUGAAAGCCAACGCCCACGACUUCAUCAUGCAGCUGGAGAAAGGCUACGAUACAGAGGUGGGUGAAGGUGGAGGUCAGUUAGCUAAAAGUGAGAGGCAGCGGAUCGCCAUCGCUCGAGCUCUCGUCAGACAGCCCAAGGUCCUCAUCCUGGACGAAAUCACCAGCUCUCUGGACACUGAGAGUGAAAAUAAGAUUCAGCAGUCCCUCGCUAGCAUCCCCAACCAGACCCUCCUGGUGAUCGCUCACAGGCUGAAGACCAUCGAGAACGCAGAUCAGAUCGUUGUUGUAAGUGGUGGCAAAGCUGAAGAGCGAGGGACUCACAGGGAGCUGAUGGACAUGAAGGGAAGCUACUACAAACUGAGAGAGGAGCUCUUCACUGAAGGAAACUGAGUCUGUGCUGAAGCUCGAUGUCCUGAGAUCUUUGUGUGUAAAACUCUGCUGCAAACAGAUGUGUGAGAACGAGACGGAGGCUAUGUAAAUAUUGAAUAUAUGUUGUUUUGUAUAUAU